This is a messenger RNA of Colletotrichum godetiae, 468 nucleotides long. Its product is annotated as ubiquitin-40S ribosomal protein S27a. Gene Ontology annotation, biological process: protein ubiquitination; translation; modification-dependent protein catabolic process. Bases 1 to 468 code for a protein of 155 amino acids. Gene Ontology annotation, molecular function: protein tag activity; ubiquitin protein ligase binding; structural constituent of ribosome. The record is from RefSeq and is a predicted model, not a curated record. Gene Ontology annotation, cellular component: cytoplasm; ribosome; nucleus. The transcript has 2 exons. NCBI's taxonomy places the organism in Eukaryota, Fungi, Ascomycota, Sordariomycetes, Glomerellales, Glomerellaceae.
AUGCAGAUCUUCGUCAAGACCCUGACGGGCAAGACUAUCACCCUUGAGGUGGAGUCGUCCGACACCAUCGACAAUGUCAAGUCCAAGAUCCAGGACAAGGAGGGCAUCCCCCCUGACCAGCAGCGCCUGAUCUUCGCCGGAAAGCAGCUCGAGGACGGCCGCACCCUCUCCGACUACAACAUCCAGAAGGAGUCCACUCUCCACUUGGUCCUGCGCCUGCGUGGUGGUAUGGCCAAGAAGCGCAAGAAGAAGGUCUACACCACCCCCAAGAAGAUCAAGCACAAGCGCAAGAAGACCAAGUUGGCUGUCCUUAAGUACUACAAGGUCGACUCUGACGGCAAGAUCGAGCGCCUUCGCCGCGAGUGCCCCUCCGACACCUGCGGUGCCGGUGUUUUCAUGGCCGCCAUGAACGACCGCCAGUACUGCGGCCGCUGCCACCUCACCUACGUCUUCGACAAGAAGGAGUAA